Molecule: messenger RNA, 1308 nt
Organism: Glossina fuscipes
Lineage: Eukaryota; Metazoa; Arthropoda; Insecta; Diptera; Glossinidae
Product: flotillin-2-like
Exons: 1
Coding region: 1-1308 (435 amino acids)
Biological process (GO): protein localization to plasma membrane; regulation of myoblast differentiation
Cellular component (GO): plasma membrane
Source: RefSeq, a predicted model, not a curated record
AUGGGGGCUAUUCAUACCAGUGGUCCAAAUGAAGUUAUAGUUAUAUCUGGUGGCUGUUGCGGCCGACGUCGUGUCCGCACUAUCGUAGGCGGUUGGACAUGGGCUUGGUGGGCAACAAACGAUGUGCAAUAUUUGUAUUUGAAUGUUAUGACAGUGCAACCAAAAUGCAGGCAUGUUGAAACGGCUGAGGGUGUGCCACUUAAUGUAAGCGGUGUGGCGCAAUGUAAAUUUAUGAGAUCCAAAAAAGGAAGCGAUUAUAAUAACGAUCAGGAUGAACAUUUGCUUCGAGCUGCCGAACAAUUUUUGGGAAAAACAAUAGAAGAGAUAGAAAAUACGAUAUUGCAAACACUCGAAGGGCAUUUGCGUGCGAUAUUGGGAACUCUUAAAGUUGAACAAGUGUACAAAGAUCGCGAAGAAUUCGCCUAUUUAGUACGUGAAGUUGCGCAAACCGAUGUCAAAGGUAUGGGAGUUGAAAUUCUCUCCUUUACUAUCGUAGAUGUUCAGGAUGAAGUAAACUAUUUGAAUUCAUUGGGCAAGACGCAAACGGCCCAAGUGAAACGCGAUGCCAAUAUCGGUGUUGCACAAGCCGAACGCGAUGCGGGCAUACGUGAAGCUGAAUGUGAGAAAAAUGCAAUGGAUGUUAAAUAUGAGACGGAUAUAAAAAUUGGUGGUAAUAGACGUAAAUAUCAGUUGCAAAAAUCACAAUUCGAUCAGGAGAUCAACAAAGCGAAGGCUGAAGCUGAAUUAGCCUACGAUAUAAAAUCGGCCGUAGUACAUCAGAGUAUAUGCAAUGAAAAGAUACAAAUUGAUGUGGUGGAGCGUCGUAAGCAAAUCGAAAUUGAGGAACAAGAAGUAUUACGUAUAGAACAAGAACUUAUUGGUACGAUGAGGUUGCCAGCUGAAGCAGAAGCUUACCGUGUACGGACUAUAACUGAAGGUGAAAAAUAUCAAACAAUUGAAUUAGCAAAUGCCGUAGCUGAUAAAAUACGUAAAAUUGGAAGCGCGGAAGCCCAUGCCAUCGAAAUGAUAGGUAAAGCCGAAGCUGAAAAGAUGAGCUUAAAGGCUAACGUUUAUAAAAAGUUCGGUGACGCUGCCAUGACAAAUAUGGUUUUGGAAUCUUUACCAAAGAUUGCCUCAGAAGUUGCUGCACCCCUGGCCAAGACGGACGAAAUUGUUUUAAUCGGUGGCAGUGACAAUUUCCUAAACGAUAUCAAUCGUCUCGUAGCUCAAUUGCCUCCAUCUAUAAAUGCCCUUACCGGUGUUGAUAUAUCCAAAAUGUUAUCAAAACAAGUCGGAGAUAGAGCUUAA